Molecule: messenger RNA, 4965 nt
Organism: Oncorhynchus keta (chum salmon)
Lineage: Eukaryota; Metazoa; Chordata; Actinopteri; Salmoniformes; Salmonidae
Product: serine/threonine-protein kinase NIM1-like
Exons: 4
Coding region: 1-1188 (395 amino acids)
Biological process (GO): microtubule cytoskeleton organization; intracellular signal transduction; protein phosphorylation
Cellular component (GO): cytoplasm
Molecular function (GO): protein serine/threonine kinase activity; ATP binding; tau-protein kinase activity
Source: RefSeq, a predicted model, not a curated record
AUGUAUUAUUAUUCUGGAUCAUUUGUAAGGGCUGUUUAUUUUAUUAACAGGGUGGUCCGUGAGCUUACCUUGGGCCGGCGUAUCAGCUUCUACAAGGUCCGUGGAGAGAUCGGCUGUGGAAACUUUUCCCACGUCAAACUGGGGAUCCACGCCCUCACAAAAGACAAGGUGGCCAUUAAAAUCCUGGAUAAGACCAAGCUGGACCAAAAGACCCAGAGGUUACUAUCCAGAGAGAUAUCCAGCAUGGAGAGACUGCAACACCCCAACAUCAUACGCCUUUACGAGGUGGUGGAGACAUUGUCACGGUUACAUCUGGUGAUGGAGUAUGCAGGCGGAGGCGAGCUCUACACCAAGAUCAGCUCAGAGGGGAAACUGUCCGACAUAGACAGCAAGAUCGUCUUCUCUCAGAUCCUCUCAGCUGUCAAACACAUGCAUGACAACAGCAUCAUCCACCGUGACUUGAAAGCAGAGAACGUCUUCUACACCUGCAGCACCUGUGUCAAGGUGGGAGACUUCGGAUUCAGCACGCUAAGCCGCCGCGACGAGACUCUCAACACCUUCUGCGGCUCCCCGCCCUACGCCGCGCCAGAGCUCUUCCGGGACGAACACUAUCUGGGCAUCUUCGUAGACAUCUGGGCCCUGGGCGUCAUGCUGUUCUUCAUGGUGACAGGAAGCAUGCCCUUCAGGGCGGACACGGUUGCCAAGUUGAAGCGCUGUAUCCUGGAGGGGGCCUAUGUGCUGCCCUCCUGGAUACUGGAGCCCUGCCAGAGGCUGAUCAGAGGCAUCCUCCAGCCUCAGCCCUCAGAUCGCUACAGUGUAGAGCAGAUAAUGGGCUGUGAGUGGCUGCUGAGUGUAGACUUCCCUCGGGCCAUGGAGCCCUUUAAACUGGACCCAUCCUAUCUGGCCGAGAGCACCCCUUCAGAGUUGGAGGAGGAUGAGGCUGAGGUGAGGGGGGCACUGGAGACACUAGGGAUCACCACAGAGCAUAUCUUGAAUAAUCAGGGGAAGGACUGUAGGAGUUCUAUAACAGGUGUUUAUAGGAUUCUGUUGCACCGUGCACACAAGAGGCGGGCAGUGGAGAGCAUGCCUGGUGUUACGCAUGUUGUCGGGGCCAGAGUGAGUAAAAAGGACCGGCUAAAGGCGUACCGCAGCUUACAGCACACCUCCAAGCUCUGUGUGAUUCUGUGAUGAAAAGCCUUUACUCCUAUAGUUGAACUUUAUUGUAUUUUUUGUCAAACGAUUACAAUGUAUGUUACUGUGAAUGAGGAAUGAGAUGGUGAAUUUUAAAUCAGUUUGAUUUCUGCCUUGAAUGUUGAUCGGCAAAACAUUCAUCGCAGAUACGCCAGGAAAAAAAAAGAAAAAAAAGAAGAAAAAGUUUUAAAGUUGAGAUUCAAGUGAGUAUUUGUCUUUGUGAGAAUAUACUUUAGCCUGGGUGCCAGUCUUUCCCUAAUUUAUCUCACCAGAAAAGGCAAACAUGUAACAUAUGGUUAUCCAGCAGACAUUUUUCUCCAAAGGAACCUAGGCGAUUCCAGCAUUAUGUUCAUAAUACUUGCUCACAAAAUCACAACUUAAAUGUCUCACAGAAUGGACAAACUAAAUAUAAAUACGAUUUUGAUGUGUGUGUCUAUAGUACCCACCAGGGGGAAUGUAAUCCCCCAAAAAUUGACUUCUAAAUAUUAGCAUGUUGGAGAAAUAAAGCAAAUAAGAAGUGUUCUGGAUGUUACAUGAAAUGCACAACCCACUGGGUACAGACAUCAAUUCAACAUUUAUUCCAUGUUGGUUCAAAACCAUUUCUUUGAAAUGAUGUGGAAACAACAUUGAUUCAACCAGUGUGUGCCCAGUGGUAAGCUUCUUGGAAAGAUUAAACACAUUAGCAAAAUUCUGUGAGUUUGUAAGUCUUAGGUCAAAACAUGGAUGGCCAUUUUGAAGGAAAGGUUUGGCUGAACAUAAAAACAAUCAUUUUUAAAAGAUUGCAAUUUUCAUGAUUACCUUAGGGUGGAAAACUUAUUAUGGAUGUUGCAGAUUCUGAAGUAGACAUUCAAAUCUUAAAGAUUUCUUGAUCAAAAUCUAUCCCAACACAUUUGAUGUCAUUUGGAAUGUUUUUAAAAUGUAAGCAGAAGGCAUAGUACAUUGGGAUUGCGUAAUUACAGGUAGCUUGAAUAGUAUAGGCAGCACCACACCCUAAAGGUAAUUAUUUUAAGGUAGUUUAAAAUAAUUACCUUUCUGGUAAUUGUGUAACAAAUCAAAAUAUAUUUUAUAUUUGAGAUUCUUCAAAGUAGUUGCCAUUUGCCUUGAUGACUGCUUUGCACACUCUUGGCAUUCUCUCAACUUGCUUCAUGAGGUAGUCACUUGGAAUGCAUUUCAAUUAACAGCUGUGCCUUGUUUAAAGUUAAUUUGUGGAAUAUCUUUCCUUCUUAAUGUGUUUGAGCCAAUCAGUUGUGUUGUGAGAAGGUAGUGGUAUACAGAAGAUAGCCCUAUUUGGUAAAAGACCAAGUCCAUUAUGGCAAGAACAGCUCAAAUAAGCAAAGAGAAAUGACCGUCCAUUAUUACUUUAAGACAUGAAGGUCAGUCAAUCUGAGAAAUGUCAAAAACUUAGAACGUUUUUUCAAGUGCAGUCUGAAAAACCUUCAAGUGCUAUGAUGAAACUGGUUUUCAUGAGGACCACCACAGAAAAGGAAGACCCAGAGUUACCUCUGCUGCAGAGGAUACGUUCAUUAGAGUUAACAGCCUCAGAAAAUGCAGCCCAACAAAAUGCUUCACGGAGUUCAAGUAACAGACACAUCUCAACAUCAACUGUUCAGAGGAGACUGCAUGAAUCAGGCCUUCAUGCUUGAAUUGAUGCAAAGAAACCACUACUAAAGGACACCAAUAAUAAGAAGAGACUUGCUUAGGCCAAGAAACACGUGCAAUGGACAUUAGACCGGUGGAAAUAUGUCCUUUCAUCUGAUGAGUCAAAAUUUUAGAGUUUUGGUUCUAACCGCCGUGUCUUUCUGAGUAGGUGAACGGAUGAUCUCUGCGUGUGUGGUUCCCACCGUGAAGCAUGGAGGAGGAGGUGUUAUGAUGUGGGGGUGCUUUGCUGGUGACACUGUCAUGAUUUUUUUAGAAUUCAAGGCACACUUAACCAGCAUGGCUACCAGAGCAUUCUGUAGCGAUACACCAUCCUAUCUGGUUUGCGCUUAGUGGGACUAUCAUUUGUUUUUCUACAGGACAAUGACCCAACACACCUCCAGGCUGAGUAAGGGUUAUUUCACCAAGAAGGAGCGUGAUGGAGUGGUGCAUCAGACGACCUGGCCUCCACAAUCACCCGACCUCAACCCAAUUGAGAUGGUUUAGGAUGAGUUGGACCACAGAGUGAAUGAAAAACAGCCAACAAGUGCUCAGCAUAUGUGGGAACUCCUUCAAGACUUUUAGAAAAGCAUUCCAGGUGAAGCUGGUUGAGAGAAUGCCAAGAGUGUGCAAAGCUGUCAACAAGGCUACAUUGAAGAAUUUCAAAUAUAAAAUAUAUUUUGAUUUGUUUAACACUUUAUUUUGGUUACUACGUGAUUCCAUACCUAAUUCCAUAUGUGUUAUUUCAUAGUUUUGAUGUCUUCACUAUUAUUCAACAAUGUAGAAAAUAGUAAAAAUAAAGAAAAUCCCUGGAAUGAGUUGGUGUUUUUGACCGGUAUUGCAUAUCAAAAGUAACCUUUACCAGUUGAAUGUAGAAUAUUUUCUGAAAUAUUGCAAUACAAUAUGCAAAUGUAACAAUAUACAUGUGCCAAUCCACUUUUCUGAACACUUGAUAAAGUCAGUAUUUUUGGGUGACUUUCAUUUGAAAAAGACACUUCAAGACUAUUCAUAGAUUUUUGCUAAAUACUUUUCAUCUUUCUAUCUAGAAAACAGUACUGAAAUGUAUGAGAAAUGCACUUUAGAAUGUAUUUUCAGAGAGAAUCUUAGCUAGAAUACAUCAUUUUCAAGAUAAUUUUCGAGAACAAUUGCUUCAGUAAAAAUCUGAAGAAUACAUCUUAGAACAAGCACACAAAAUGUGGGAUAUGCACACGCUUCUGAAGCUAAGACAAUGUACAUCAAUAUUCAUCACAUCCACAACAGUUACGUAUAUCACAUAAUGCUAAAAAAAGGAUACUGACAAUGAUGCAGCAAUCAACCCCAUAAAUCUGAUGCUGCAAUUUCAUAAAUAUAUAUUUUUACUUAACUAGGCAAGUCAGUUAAGAACCAACUCUUAUUAGCUACAACGACAGCCUACCCCAGCCAAACCCAGACUCCCAAUCACAGACAGAUGUUUGGAUUUGAAUCAGGGACGGUAGUUACACCUCUUACACUGAGAUACAGUGCCUAGGACAACUGCGCCAAUCGGUUAACUACAUGAAGUGACUGAGCCUUGGUAACCCAGAUGUAGCAUUGUUGAAUGCAGAGAGUCCAAGCUAAUGAGAAUGAAGAAUGUGAUGAUUUCUUUCUUGAAUGUUCUAUUGCACUUUUCCAUGCCUUUGUUUUUCUAUCCAGUUACAUUAAGCCAGCACCAUGAGUCAAUAGAAAAUGUGAUCUUCUAUUUCAUAAAUGCAUGUCAAUAUAAUGCUUUGCACUCAUUUUCCAGGAAUCAUGAUAUAGCCUGAGUGCCGGUCUGUUUGCGCUAAAAUACUUUGGCUUGACGAUGAAUAAUGUAGUUGCCAAGAGCACAAACAGAUCUGGGACCAGGCUAGAGAACUCCAGGUCAAUGGUUGAAAUUAACACAUUGGCCUAUUGGCCUGGUUGGGUUGAAAGUUACUUCUUACACCAUACCUGUCAACACCAAGGAUUAGAUGUUUUGAUUGUCAUUACGCCAUAUUGUUGCCCUAUAUGUGUUGUUAAAAUAUUAAAUACAAGUAUGAAAUGCUACGUUUGUUCUCUUGUAAUGUUUUGAUAAACUUUACUUGUGUUUUUUACUAAACUUUUUGUAAAGUUCCUCUGGGGUUAAUGGGUUUAUAUUAUGGA